AUGGCUGCUACUCCGCGCCUAGCAUUCAUCUUGGCGGCAUUCUUCGUCUUGGCUUCGACUUUGACCUGCUGCAAUGCAGAAGACGAACUGGAUCUACAGGCCCGGAUGACUCCCUGCGAGCUGAUCAGGUACUUCGACUAUCCCUGCGAAAUCAGCUACGUCACCACGGACGACGGUUACAUCCUGGAAGUGGACAGGGUGCCGCGUGGACGCCAGGGCGACGCAGCGGCUGCGGAGGAGCACAACGGGACCCGUCGCCACCCCGUGCUGUUUGUGCCGGCGCUCCUAACCGGUUCGGACAUAUGGUUUCUAAACUACCCAUCGCAGUCUCCAGGCUUCCUGUUCGCCGACGCUGGCUUCGACGUAUGGUCGAUGAACUCGAGGGAGUCGGAGCGGUACUCUAACCACCUGACCCUGACCAAGAACGACCCUGAGUACUGGAAGUUCAGUUUCGACGAGAUCGGACGCUAUGACGUUGCUGCCGGAGUCGAUCACGUGCUCAACGCUACCGGUGCGGAGAGGCUGACGGUCGUCAGCUUGUCGCAGGGCGUCACCAUUGCUCUGGUUUUGCUGUCCACGCGGCCGGAGUACAACGACAAGACCUUGCUCUACCCCUUCACCAAGGCCGGCUUCCUGGGGCUAUCUGAGGGCCUCUCAGUUCUUCUUGCGAAAUUGUGCGAGAUUUUGAGUGGCGAAGUGUGCUCAUUGGCCGUCACUGUGACGCUCUUUAGCAGCCCUUAUCAAUUGAACGAGAAUGUAGCAUAUCUGGUUGAUAUACCAUUGGAUGUCACUUUACAGGUGUACAAGGCCAAGGACUUCGUCAUGUACGAUCAUGGUGCAAAGGAGAACCGCGAGCUGUACAAUCAGAUAAAGCCACCGGCCUAUCCACUAGAGCGCAUCACUUCUCCCUUGGCCCUGUUCUCGUCAGAGGGCGACACUGUUGCCGACCCACGUGACGUGGCAGACCUGGUGGCCAGACUCGGAGAGACGGUUAUCCUGCACAGAGUGGUUCCGGAGAAAGCGUUUGGUCACCUGGACUUCGCGAUCGCAUACAGAGCCAAUGACUUCUUGCACAACGUCGCUAUCGACAUUGUCAAAAAACAUGUAGAGCAGAACAUGUUGAGCAUGUAAAAUACACAGGCUUGCGUUUCCUGCAUGGGGACGAAG
Dermacentor andersoni is the source of this 1167-nucleotide messenger RNA. Its product is annotated as lipase member M-like. Gene Ontology annotation, biological process: lipid metabolic process. The record is from RefSeq and is a predicted model, not a curated record. NCBI's taxonomy places the organism in Eukaryota, Metazoa, Arthropoda, Arachnida, Ixodida, Ixodidae.